This is a messenger RNA of Entrophospora sp. SA101, 339 nucleotides long. The record is from the annotation of a GenBank genome assembly. NCBI's taxonomy places the organism in Eukaryota, Fungi, Glomeromycota, Glomeromycetes, Entrophosporales, Entrophosporaceae.
AUGAUUGUAAAUGAGUCAAUAAUAAUAGGUUCGAUAAACAUUGUUAUGCGAGUAGUUAUAGAGAAUGCGGUGAAAACAUCGAACCUCAAGCCUGAAUCUCAAAAUUUGGUGAAACAUGUAGAAGAUGUCUCUGGAUAUGUACAAAAACUGAAAAAAAAAGCACCUAAAUCUUAUGAGAAAUUUCAAACAAUUAAGAAUAACAUUAUCAGCAAUGACAAUGUUUUAUUACGUGGUGUUACAUUAUUUCCUUUAUUCUGUUUAUCUAGAAUAAAACAAAACGAGAAGGCACUCACGAGAGUUCUAACGGCUUUACCUUUAGAAUUAUUAGUUUAUAAAACG